AUGGAGGUCCAUGAACCCAAGUGGAAGAAAUUAGCGAAAUACUCAGAAAAUUCAAUUAAUUCUAGCAUAAACAAUCUCGAUGAUGGCUGUCUCAUGCAUAUCUUCAGCUUCCUAUACCCUAUUCCAGAUCGGUAUAACACAGCCCUCGUUUGCCACAGAUGGCAUUUUCUAGCAUGUCACCCUCGACUUUGGCUGCGGGUAGAUCGUUCCAUCAAAGAUCACUCUGAGCCAGGGGUUUACCCCAGCGUUGAGACAGCUGUCUCUGCUGCCAGGCCUGGAGACACUAUACUGAUUUCAGCAGGAGGGAUUCAUCGCGCUUCUAAUAUUCAGAUUAAAAAGCCUCUUUGCCUGAUUGGUUCGGGUGAGCUUCCUGAUGAUACAACACUCAUCUGCUCCCGAGGCUCUGACAGUGCAUUGGAGUUCUUGUCAACAUGCAAGCUGGCUAACUUGACGGUGAGGGCAGAGCUCGGUUGUUGCCUACUUCAUAGGAGUGGGAGGUUGACCAUUGACGGGUGCAUUCUUCAGUGUGAGUCGAAUCCUUUGGACCAUCUCUCACAUGCAAUUGUGACCACUGCGUCUAGCUCUGUAGUCUCAUCUGUGCUUAAGAAUUCUGGCGAUUGUGUUUCUGUUUCACGUACAAAAAUUGAAGGGGGGGCAAAUGCUGUGUUGACCAGUGGAACUCUCUCACUGCAGCGAGUUAGAGUCGGUGGGACUAGGGAGGGGAGCUGCCAUAGCCAAGCACGCCAAAUAACCCAAACUAUUUUGUAUCAUACUGUUUUCCACUGGCAACACCAAAUCCGUUCCCGUAAAUGGAGAACUACAGGUGGAGCUAUGUCUUCAUCUAUGGCUGAAAAGUAG
Fraxinus pennsylvanica is the source of this 858-nucleotide messenger RNA. The record is from the annotation of a GenBank genome assembly. NCBI's taxonomy places the organism in Eukaryota, Viridiplantae, Streptophyta, Magnoliopsida, Lamiales, Oleaceae.